Molecule: messenger RNA, 672 nt
Organism: Diplodia corticola
Lineage: Eukaryota; Fungi; Ascomycota; Dothideomycetes; Botryosphaeriales; Botryosphaeriaceae
Product: c2h2 transcription
Exons: 1
Coding region: 1-672 (223 amino acids)
Source: RefSeq, a predicted model, not a curated record
AUGCAGGACGUCUCGCGCAUGCAGGAGAAUUCCUCCGGCGAUGUGCAGGCUUCCGAAAACAACCGCGACCUCGCCAUCAUCCUUGGCUCUGUUCUCGGCGGCUGCGCCGCUCUGCUCAUCAUCGGCAUCCUGAUCUGGGUUAUGCGGAGAAAGAAAACGCAGGGCUCCUCGAUGAUCUCCAGAGCCGUCACGCCAUUGGACGACGCCGAGUUCGAAUCGUGGCGCAGGCCGAGCAAGCAGCUCCAAUGGCGCGAGAAGUACAACGUUCUCCCCGAGCCGCCCGUGCCUGCUCUUACUCGCAUGCCAUCGUCAUCCCGCCGGAAUCGCCACAGUCGACAAAUAAGCCGACUGAGCCAGCUGACUGAGAAGGAGCUCGAGGACGAAACCCCCAUGUACUCGUACCGGCCAAAGCCCAGCCGCACUCCCGAACCGGGAAUCGCGGUCCAUGAACACGUCCGAAACAAAUCAAGCCUCUCGUUGCAAGACCGACCGCCUACGCCAUAUUCGCCAACCUCCAGCAAAGAAUCCCCCAAGUUUCCGACGCAACCGACGCACACAAGGCCAAAGUCCGUGUCACAGCGCACCAAUCACGUACAUUACCCCUCUAUGUCUGAAGCCUCGGAUUUUGACUUUGGAUUCCAACAGAACAACAACAUCUACGACAAGAUCUAA